AAUGUCACGAACUUAUGGCCUGAUUUCGUAUAGUUCUGAACAGCAAGUGGAGAGUGAGCGUUCAGUGCAAGAGAACGCAGACAGAACGCACGACUCAUUGAAAAUCGAGUGCACCAAAGAUGAGCAACCCAUAUCGUCUCAAGUUGAGGAUAGGCAGAAACAGGACGAAGUUGAGUCAGAGGAGAGAUUAGCAGUUGAACAACAAGGAAUCACAGAAGGACAACAACUUACUGCAUCCGUGGCGGCAUCUGAUCAAAAUUCAGUAUCCGAGCAGCUGAAAUGCCGUCCAACGACAACAAAGUCGGAUUCAGAGCCGUCACCGUCGAUAUCAGAAGUGAGGAAUACAACUGCUACCAGAGGAAAUGGUAGAAUAGCACUGACAGUGAAAGAGUCCGAAAAUAGCGAAGGAACAAAGCAGGAAUCAGUGCUUACAAAAAAUUUGAAACUGUAUUCAAAAAUGUUGGAAGAUCAAGAUGAUUCAACUGAAUCGUCGUUCGAACAAGAAGAACCUGAUUAUAGUUGUCAGACUGUUAUGCAGAAGAAAGUUAUGCCUCGUAUUGCAGCUAUUAUGAGUAACGUUGAUAACGAAUGCGAUACGAGUUUGGCUAGUGAACUUGCCACUUCAUGGGUGAGAAUAGACGGAGCUCAUGAAAGUGAAGAACUACGAACGGACGAGGAAAGAAGGGAGCAUGAAGAGCAAUCAGAGAAGAAACUGACGAAAAUCGUUCGCGGUGAGAUCAACGUGGAAUCUGAUGGUGCAAUGGCUCAAACCAACCUCAUAGUUUGGAACAGCCAAGAUGAAAGUAGACGUUCUGAAGUGCAAGGAAAAUCAUCAGAAAUAGAAGCAGUUGCACCGAAAACGAGGGAAGGUGGAGACAUGUUGCAAAUGGAGAGGAAGGAGGACACGAAUCGUGAAGAUACUAAUGAGGAAGCUAAGGAAUUAGACGAUCUGGUAAUUGCGGUCAGUGAGGAUGUUCGUGGUCACUUGGAGGAGAAAGGGGCGAAUAUCGCCGAUGAGCAUUCAACAAACCAACUGAACACAUCCAAUCCA
Anisakis simplex (herring worm) is the source of this 1051-nucleotide messenger RNA. Lineage: Eukaryota; Metazoa; Nematoda; Chromadorea; Rhabditida; Anisakidae. The record is from the annotation of a GenBank genome assembly.